AGAGGCGGAACAAGCCUUGUUGCUGUUGCCUGGGGCUGACCCAGAAGGAGGGACCCGGUGUGCUAGGGGCGGGCGCGGCGGCGGCGGCGGCGGCGGCGGGGGCUGUUGUCGCCGCCGCCGCCGCCGCCGCCUCCUCCUCCUCCUCCUCCUCUCCCUUCGAGAGGCGCCCGGCAGUUUCUGUUGAGCACCUCCGCCUCGGGUCCGGUGUCACGUGAUCGUAUGGGUGGCGGUUCAUUGCGGCCGUUAUUAGGCGGGCCCAUGGCGCGAGCUCCGGAGCUGCUAUGGGGCGCUCGAGCCCUGGGGCUGCUGCUGUGUCUGGGUGGAUGCUGCGGCCUAUGGAGGUAUAAAACUAAUGUAGAAAACUAUGCUCUCUUCACUACCAGAACCACUAUAUAUUUAGAGUAUGAAGGAGCUGAAUUUGUGCAAUGGGAAGUUUCUACGUUAUGUACUGUUGCAAAUAAAAGUUCACCUACAACAACACUGAACUGUCCAGUUCCUGGAACUCACACAAUUAGACCAAAAGUUGACAAUGAGACGUUUGAGAAUGUGGAACGCUAUAUGCCUAUCUCUGAACAUUUGAAUUGCUUUUUGUGGUAUGUGGUGAAAAGUUCUCCAGCACAGAGCUCCGUUCCAUCGUCAAAAAAUGAUAGCCAGGAGUUAAUCUUAUGGAUAUACGAUCCAGAAAGCGCAGAACCCUCUGAAUUGAAUCGCACUGCAACGUCUCCUCCACGGAAUUCUAAGACACUUAGCAAGCAGUUUUGGAAUUUGGGACAGGAACCUGUUGUUCAGACCUAUUUUAGAAAUACUAUAUACUUUGCUACUGCAUUUCCAGAGUUGGGAUUCUGGAAAAUUAAUGUACCUUCAAUGUCAGAUGACAUCAUAACUAAUAUCCAUGGAAAGGCAAUAGCUUUUCAGGAUUGUUUUGUUCUAGAUAGUCCCUUUAUCAUUUCCAGGCCUGAAGAGCCAUUUCCAAACAAUGUAAAUGAUAAUUCCCUCUGUUCCGCAGCUGGUAGUGAGCCCUACAUUGAGUGGUCUGCAUGUUUUCCAACAACUGCACUUUUGUUGUCAGAAUUUGGAACUUUCCAUACAAAUGAUGGAUUCAUAACUUAUAAAGAAAUCAAAGCUCCAUCACACAUUUUGGACUUUGACUUAAGUCACAAAGUAACUGAUAUUGUUUUAACUGAUGAUGGAAUCUUAUUUUUAAUAACGGGGACAGUUUACAAAAGAGAGUCCAAUCGUUUUUUUAAACUUGGACCUGAAUACAAUCUACCAGAAACAGGAAUAAUUGGAAUACAGUCAAGACGCUGGUGUUCAUCUGAAUAUCCAGUACAGAGUGGAAGAAAAUUAAGUACAGUAGCAAUAUGGACACCAAGUGAACAAUAUCUAGGAUAUGGUGGCAAUGUGUUUAUUAAAAUAACAGAUACAACAAACCUAAAGAAGGUUCUAGAUUUGCCAGUGACUGUUUCUUUAUCUAUAGGCACUGUUUGCUAUGACUCACGCCCAUCUGAAGUUGUUUUGCUGAUGGCCUGCAUUGGGUGCAGCUCCUCCAGAGUGUUUUAUCUGUCAGCGUAUAACGAAGACCGAGAUUUGUGGGUCUUAAGAGACUUUUCCUUAAAUGCUCCUCUUCAGGGUUUUAUGUUGAUGGAAUUUGUAUAUUCAGCAUCGCCAUCUAUGCUGAUGUGGGACAAGGAAGUGGUCUAUUAUAGCUAUAAAAACAACACAAUUAAUGGAUUUCUUAUAAUAUCUGAGUUAGUUAAGAGGCAAGCGGAAAAAGCUCAAGGGAGCACUAUUCACCAACUGCUUAUUGACUAUUUCGGGAACACUGUGAUAAAGAUGAAAAACAAUGUCAUGAUUUUUUUAAAAGUUGAAAUGAAAGAUGCUGUGGUGCUCCCUCGAUGGGAAAAGGAAAGCAAAAAAAUAGUCCUUUACUUGAAUCCAUCUGGUAACCUAUAUAUACUGUAUAUCAAUGGUUCUAGAAUACACCGUGAGGACUAUCCCUUGAAAACUGAAAUAUUUAGUUGCAUACAUGAUUUUCAAGAUAUUUGCCCAUAUCUCGUAUUUAAGCACAGCAUGGAUUUAAAUGUCUAUUAUCUGGACAUGGGAGAUGAAGUGACAUUUUGGGCUCAAGUAGUCUAUGUAGAGAAUCUGGGGUUAUCCACAGAUGUGGAAAUCUACAGGCCAGAAUUGCUGAUGCAGACAACAAAUGUUGAUUAUGAAAUAACUCGUGGAAUCUGUGCUAAAAACCAGACAAUGAAAUUUUACCAUAAAAUGGACUAUAGUCUUGAAUCUAAUUACACAGAAGCAUUAAUUGCAUCCACAGGUGUUAUGACAGUUGAACUGCAACCUAGUAUGUCUGGGAAAAUGUGUUCAACAAACAAUAAGCUAACUCAUUUAUUUGUUGGCUGUCCUCCAUCAAGGCAUAUUGUCAUUCAAAGACCUUCACAUGUAACUUGUAUGAAACAUAAUUUUACUACUUACAAAAUACCUGGGGAAUAUCUGUGGGUUCCAACUACUGAAGACCUGGUGGUAAACUAUGAUUGGGAUAAGUAUGGUUGCCUAAUGGAUCUUCACUAUGCAAUACCUUUUCACCCUGAUAUUGCCUUAUAUAAUGGCAGCACAUUUGUUAAAACAGUUGAGGCAAAUUUUAUUUUAUGGGAGGUUCAUGGCAGAAAUGACUACAGCUACAACUCAUCUAUGAAGCAGGUGGGUUGUUUGCGUGAAGCACAGACUUGGAUUUCAAUGCUUAAGGGACAUAAAAACAGUACAUUAGAUGAAAUAUGGGGGCCACAGAAUUACAGAUCCUGCUUUGAAUCUGAACUUGGACGUCUAGGAGAUCUAAAUCAGCUGUAUCUAAUUUUGAACCACUCUGGUUACAAUUCUCUCAUUUGGCCUACUGAGUACAGUGGCAUUUAUGUGUUCAGAGUGAAGAUAGUGGACCCAAAUUUCAGUUUUUGUGACUUAAAUACAGUCUUUGCGGUCCGUACAUAUGGCAUAGUAGAAAGUCCAAACUUUGGUAAGGUUGCUGGCUUUUCAAUCCUCAUACUGUCCAUUUUUGGGGGCAUCCUUGUUAUAAGCUACUUCAGGUAUGUGAAGAUUUAUCAAGCAAUCAUUUAUGUUGAUCAACUGCUAUCACAUGACCAACAAGAUCAAACAAGAACGACAGUACAUGAGUUGAAGAAGGACCAAUAAUUUAUCUACCAUACUGAUGGCAUUCUGUGUAAAGAAAUUGUAAGAGUACAUUGACUUUUUAAAUAAUUUCAAUUUUGUUGGAUGGGUUAAGGGUUGUUUUCACAAACCGCUUUUCACCUUUCAUAUAAGACUAAUGUGACUCAUGUGUUUAGUUUCCAAUUCCCGUUUAGUUUUCAGCUCUACCGCUGAGCUUAACAUAUCCCAUUGGUUUCUUUUGUGUGUAUAGAUGGAGGGCAGUUUAUGGCCCCCUUAGUAGCCACCUCUCAAACCAAAAUAAAUUAAAAUACAUUUAUGAUCUUUAGGCUUGAUUCAGCCCCAAUUUAUGCUGGCUUUCAUCAGCAUAACUAGCCUGCACGACUUUUGGUAAUUUGAAAUCUGGGUCACGGCUGCGUCACUAUAAAACUCCCACUCUAUCAAGGUAUGCAGCCACUGCAGUCCACAAACUGAGCAGCACUGUCUAGGGCAGGAGAACGCCCAGGACCAGCAGGGAGAUAUGCUGAUUCAACAUAUUGUUUUGAAUGGUUUAUAAUGACUGGGCUCCUGUAAAACCCCAGUUGCACUUUAAAGCUGCCUUUCCCCAUGAGUGGGUAACAAUGCCUCCCCUUCACAAGUAUGAGUCAAUGAAUCCCCUUGUCCAUAAGAUAGUCAGGACCAGAUUGUCAGCUGGUGAAUGCUGGAGCAACUCCAUUGACUUCAGUGUAGCUACACUAAUUUAUACUAGCUGAUGAUCUGGCCCUCAGAUUCUGAUAAUCACUUAUACUUUGACUAGAUCAGAGCCUUGUAUAAAAAGUAUGUUUCAAAGACUUGGUAGAUAAUGCUACUUCUAAAAUAUUCUGACAGCUAUAGUUCUCAAUGUCUAUUACAAAUUUUAUGGCAAAUAGCAGUUACUCAAAUCUGAAAACUUCUGUGAUCACACCUUCAAUUCAAAUAUUUUAUUGGUUGUAAUUUACUGAAUAUGAAAAUGAAUGUGCAUGCAACUGAAUGCAAAAUGUACUAGAUUUCUGUUUACAAACUUGAAACAAAUUUUGUAACCUUUUAGUGAGCUCAGAUGUUCAACAGACCCCAUCAUAGCUCCUUCAAAUAACUAGUAUAUUUUGUAAAGCUUCAAAAGAGAAUCAAGUUACAUCAGCUACUGUAACUUAAUACAUUCAGACACAGCAAAUUGAAUGUUUUUAUUAUUAACCUAACAGGUAUUGUUUGAGCAUUUGAAAUAGAAUUUACAUUGUUUAAACUUGCAAUUGAUUUUAUAUUCCUGAAGGAAUUUUACUCGUAUGAUUUUUAUUGGUGCUUAAUAAAAAUGUUAAUUUAUAUAAUAAAAAUGUAGAGUGACCAAGUUUA
Molecule: messenger RNA, 4527 nt
Organism: Dermochelys coriacea (leatherback sea turtle)
Lineage: Eukaryota; Metazoa; Chordata; Testudines; Dermochelyidae
Gene: CATSPERE
Product: catsper channel auxiliary subunit epsilon
Exons: 22
Coding region: 220-3189 (989 amino acids)
Biological process (GO): sperm capacitation; flagellated sperm motility
Cellular component (GO): CatSper complex; sperm principal piece
Source: RefSeq, a predicted model, not a curated record